AUGGAACCAGGCAGCGGCUCUGAAAAUGGAACAGUUCAGGAUGAAGCACAGGGACUGCUGAGGGAACGACUGAUGCGGUCCGCGGCGGAUCCAUUUUUCAUACAGUCCCUGUGUAAAUCCCCCAACGAGGGCCCGGGGUUCACCUCCUUUAGUAUUCUACGUGCU
Molecule: messenger RNA, 165 nt
Organism: Xyrichtys novacula (pearly razorfish)
Lineage: Eukaryota; Metazoa; Chordata; Actinopteri; Labriformes; Labridae
Source: the annotation of a GenBank genome assembly